Molecule: messenger RNA, 230 nt
Organism: Acanthisitta chloris (rifleman)
Lineage: Eukaryota; Metazoa; Chordata; Aves; Passeriformes; Acanthisittidae
Product: pseudouridine-5'-monophosphatase-like
Exons: 1
Molecular function (GO): phosphatase activity
Source: RefSeq, a predicted model, not a curated record
GGGUUGAUAAACUGAUCCGUCAUUUACACAAACACAACAUACCCAUAGCUGUUGCCACCAGCUCAGCUGAAGUGACAUUUCAGAUGAAAACUACCAGACACAAAGAGUUCUUUGGUCUUUUUCAUCAUAUUGUGUUGGGAGAUGACCCCGAGGUGAAGCGUGGCAAGCCGCAGCCUGAUGCAUUUCUAGUUUGUGCAAAUAGAUUUCACCCUCCUGCACCUCCAGAGAAG